AUGGCUCAAACGUACUUGUUUGUCAGUCCGAACAGUAAUUUGGAUGAGGAUAUUACUGCCAUAUGUGCAGGGCUAAACAGUACGUGCAAUCUCAAUUUGAAAGUGAUGAAAAAUAGGAUGUACAUACACAGCCCAGAAGAUUAUCCAAACUUUGUUGAACCAUUCUAUGCACUCAGAAAAUCUGGCUUCGUUUCCCACUUCAUGUUGCAGAUUACGGAAACAGUAAACCAACCCGAGGUAAAGGAUGAACCGAUUGAUAAACGGAAAUGUAGAUUCCCCGAGGAAAGACUCUCGCCUGCGCUGGCGUACAGCUUUUCGCAGUGCUUUCUCUACAAUCGUAUAAAUUUAGAGUUGAAGUUGUGCAAUUGUACCAUUCCAACUUCGCCCAAAGAAUAUGAAAAGUUUUACUGCGAUUUAAAAGGACUGCUGUGCAUUAACAAGGUAAACGUAAAGCAGUUAACUAAACACGUGCACACCGUACACAAAGAUCUUUCAUGCAUGCAAGCGUGCGAAUCGCUGGAAACGCACGUGAUUGGUGAAACUUAUAACCCUACCAACGUAAGUUCCGAAGCUGGAAAAGUGAUCCUGGAAGUGUUGAAUGUACCAAUUUUCCGCUACCAAAGGCGAGUGAUUAGAAAUAAACUAGAUUUUGUUGUUUCUUUAGGUGGCAUAGGUGGUUUGUUCUUUGGGGUCUCAUUGAUAAGCAUCAUUGAGCUGGUGUACAACAUGUUCUUCAAGCCGUACCAUCUUAAAGUGAAGUUUACUACAAACUAA
This is a messenger RNA of Anopheles maculipalpis, 774 nucleotides long. Its product is annotated as pickpocket protein 11-like. The record is from RefSeq and is a predicted model, not a curated record. Gene Ontology annotation, cellular component: membrane. The coding region runs from base 1 to 774 and encodes 257 amino acids. Gene Ontology annotation, molecular function: ligand-gated sodium channel activity. NCBI's taxonomy places the organism in Eukaryota, Metazoa, Arthropoda, Insecta, Diptera, Culicidae. Gene Ontology annotation, biological process: sodium ion transmembrane transport. The transcript is spliced from 7 exons.